AAUUAAAAAUCUUUGCUACCUCUUGAAUGGGUACACUACUACUACUACUACUUAGUUAGUGAACAUCGGUAAGAAAAAAAGCGAACAACUGGGAAAAUUAACUUCGCCUUCACUUGUUCGUGGGUAGAAGUUUUCAGAGUUAGUCAGUCCGAUGUUCAACAAAGUUCAUCUUUAACUUUAUUUACACCUAUACAUAGCUAUUCGCAUUUCUUGCAUAAUUAGUUAUAGGUGUACACUCUUCUGAGUCUCUUCACUUUUGCUGCAGUAGUCAAAUUCUAAUUUAUCAAGUUAACAUUACUUAAGUUGUCCUGGAGUUAUCUAAUUAGUUUUCAAAGGAAGUGACUGUGACUGACUGCUAGAAAGGAUCGCGUGGCGAUUAAAGCAAUGCCUCUAGUUAGGCACAUUCAUUCCCUCAUUCGUUAUGGCCCUGGUCGUUAUUCUGCUUCAGAGCUGUCGCUAUUCAGAAAAGGGGGUGAACUACUUACUUCUCAAGUUACAGUGUUCGUGUUGAAUUUAUGAUCAUUACUACUUUUACCUCUUUGUUGUAUCUGAAGAGUGUUCUUGGACGGAGUAAAGAACUCAAUGUGGAACUACUAGCCCCUUGGUGCUGUGGUUCCCCAGGGGAAGGAUACGAUGGGAGCCAGGGACUACUUCCUUAGUAUCAACUUUCUCAAAGUUCAAGUCAAACGUUCAGAAGAAGCGGGUCACGACUCGAUCUCGCAUCUUGUUGACGUUUCCGGAUUUUCCUGAUCGGUCGUCCUUGUCAGCAGCUAGCGCCUUGCUUAAAAGUAGUCGAAAACUCAAAGUAACCGAGUUACUGACUGAAAUAGGGGAGGUAGCUUAACAUCAAGGCUACUCUUCCUUCUUAUCAGUAUCUCACUUAUUCUGAUCAGUCACUUGCUUAUUUCAGUUUUUCGAAUAGUCGCCCACUACAUCGACGAGAGGGCACGACUGCGGUGACACGGCUACAUAUAACCCUAACGGAAAAAAGCGCGAGAGCCUAGACGAGGGCGGCCGGCGUCGCCCAAUGCAAUGAAGUGAAUAAAGUAGCUAAAAGCCGAAGCACUAAGUGCUACUUCAUCACAUUUUCCUGAGAUUGAUGCUCGAAAUUGAAGAGAAUUCCAAUUUUUAGAGAUAUAGUACUUGCUGAUAAAAUGUUCUUAAUCUUAGUGAUACAUAUCGAAACGUUCCGUUUACGUUUAGAGCUGUUCUUGAUGGAUGAGACGCAGGGUGGACAGAAGGCGUGGACUUCUUGGUAGUUGAUAAAAAUUUUAAUUUUCCUAUAGCCUCGACCUCGUGAAGAAGCGCUAAGGCUAACUUAGUAGAUCAUGAAGCCUUCUGAAUUGUUGAUGAGACCUUAAGAAAUUCUAGUGUGAUUUUAGCAUGAUUGUGCUAUCUACUUAUAAAAAAACAAUGUCUAAAAUGCAAAGAGCAGACAUGAACUUAGAUCCCACGCUUGCCCUAGCAACUGUGGUGUGCGCCAGUCACGGCUGCUGCACAAUUUCCAUCAGAGUAUACAAAGGAAUGAGAGACUUUUUCGAACUCGAUCCUGAAAGACCCGAGACGAAAAAUUUUUACGAGAAAAUGGAAAAUGUCGGCUCUUGAUAUCCCCAGUCUCGUGUCAUAUUAGUACUUAUAUGGUUAGCGAUGGUUUCUGAAAUCCUUAAGGGACUCCUUUAAGUGCCUGCCUUAAGGGCAGCGCUUUCCUUGAAGAAUUUCUACUGCGAAGAGCUGUUAUAACUUUCCUGAAGAGCAAGAGGAAAAACCUUCCCUAAGGAAGGUCCUUAAGGAAAAGCUGCCAUAGCCUCUGGCUAAUAUUAGACCCCUCCGUAAGGG
Molecule: messenger RNA, 1836 nt
Organism: Amoebophrya sp. A25
Lineage: Eukaryota; Dinophyceae; Syndiniales; Amoebophryaceae
Source: the annotation of a GenBank genome assembly